Molecule: messenger RNA, 533 nt
Organism: Suillus discolor
Lineage: Eukaryota; Fungi; Basidiomycota; Agaricomycetes; Boletales; Suillaceae
Exons: 5
Coding region: 95-409 (104 amino acids)
Source: RefSeq, a predicted model, not a curated record
CACUGACAUCAUCGCACCGCUCCCUGCAGUUAUAAAAGACACCAGGUCCAUAUUACGUUGUAUUCAGUUUUCCCCAUUACACAAACAUUACAUUAUGUGGUUCACGCACGAUUCUGAAGAGUCUAAAGCACACUCGGAGGUGACUGGCGGACACAGCGCCAAACUGAGCCAUGAGCUCAUUGCCGCUGCUGCGUCAUACGAGGCUGCAAAAGCGUACGAGAAACAUGUCCAGAAGAACGGAAAACCCGCAAACCAUGCGAAGGCCGUGGAGCUGCUUGCGGGACUGACGGGUGGCUUUGUUGACCGCAUUGCAGAGACCAAGGGAAUGGACGCACUUGAUAAGGAAAAAGCCAAGCAUGCAGCACAUGAACGCGCUAAAAGCUCCCUCGAGAAACAUGGAGAAUUUUGAAUCAGCCAUAGUGGCAGUUGAAUGCACACGACGGACUGGGUAGCACGAUGUACAAUAUAGCUUAAAUUUAUCGCUUAGUGGAUCGAAUUCCAGGAUGUGUAACCUAAGUAUGGCUUGCAGUAUC